AUGGCUGCUUUAUCACCUGUGCCUUUGCAUGUAGUUCCAUCAUUGAAGAAGUGCGUUUGUCAGCUAUGCUCCUGCGGAUGUCACCAUUGUCCACACCUGCCCAGCAGGCCCUAUGAGAGGAGUGAGAAGCCAUGCAUGCUGUCAGAGUACAUGGAACGAUACCCCCAUUAUCCCACCACUCUUCCCAGAGGCUCAUUUAAGCCAAACGAAGCAUACAAGAUGGCACAGAUACCCAUGGAAGGCAUCUCAACUACAAAGAGAGACUAUGUAGCUCGUGAAGUGUUGCCACAGAAACUUAAACCACCUGAAAAGCAUGUCAAGAGUGAUAAGAGUAUGGAUUUGACCUCCACUUAUAAACAAGAUUUUAAGUCCUAUCCCGUGUCUCAAGUACCUCCAUGCCUCCCCUGUGUGACGAGACACGUCCCCAGCACCAGGAUGGAUACAAGAACCAAUUAUGAAGAUGACUAUGUGCUAUGGAAUGAACCAAAGACAGAGCUGAUCAGACCAAAUGAUGGGUUUUGCCCACCAGAAGAAAAAUUUGACCACAGAACCAUUGCCCAGGAUGACUAUCUCUACAGGGGGCCAGUUGCCACUCAAAGCUGCAAACCUCUGAAUGUGGUCCAGAAAGGCAAGGCUCCUUUUGAGAAUAUAACCAAUUAUAGAGUGAAUUAUGUGCCACAUGCUCUGGAGAAACGUUAUGUCCAUAAAUAUCAGAAAUACAAGGUCAAUGAGAUCCCAUUUGAUGACCUCACUACCCACAAAGCUUCUUAUAAGGGGCUGGCUGGUCAGUCAGCCAAGCUGGCAAAACCACACCAGCCAAAGAUUCUCCAUGAUCUUCCAUUUUCCUCUACAACCGAGUUUCAGGAAAAAUACCAAGCUUGGCCACGGCCUCCUAUAUUCACCAAAAAACCUGAUGUAUAUCUUCCUCCUCUGGAGAAAAUGGACCUUCACACCACUACUCAGAUAGAUUACAAGCACCCAAAUGCCAAGCCAGCCAAGAUGUGUCGAUCUUUGGCCCAGCUUGCAAAAAGUACUGAGCCAUUCAAUAGCUCUUCUGUAAUGAAGGAAGACUAUAAGCCUUGGCAGUGCAAGAGACUAAAACCUAUCACUCGUGCUCCGGAGCUGACUUUCCCAGCAAAACCAAUGGAUUGCUUGACUACUUUUCAGGCCCAUUAUGUGCCUCAUCCACUCACAGUUACGAAGAGCUAUAAACCUGGCUGGUCAGGUCCAAAGCAUCACACUCUGCUAGAUGCUAAAACCAUCUAUGCUACCAGCUAUACACCAAAGGGUAUUGUUAAAUGCUUGGCCUCUUACAAAGACCCACCUGGUUAUAUCUUUGAGGGAACUGAUGCUGAUGGUCACAAACUCUAUGUCCCUGCUUCCAAGAGUGAGUGCCUGCAAGGUGGACGCUGA
Gavia stellata (red-throated loon) is the source of this 1413-nucleotide messenger RNA. RefSeq names its product stabilizer of axonemal microtubules 1 (gene SAXO1). Gene Ontology annotation, molecular function: microtubule binding. The record is from RefSeq and is a predicted model, not a curated record. NCBI's taxonomy places the organism in Eukaryota, Metazoa, Chordata, Aves, Gaviiformes, Gaviidae. The transcript is spliced from 4 exons. Gene Ontology annotation, biological process: microtubule anchoring. Bases 1 to 1413 code for a protein of 470 amino acids. Gene Ontology annotation, cellular component: cytoskeleton; centriole; ciliary basal body.